AUAAAUGUUUUUUAAAUAAAUUAUACAUUAUACUAAUAUACAAAAUAUCAGUAUGAGUUAUGACUAAUGUUAUUCAACUAAUUAUUUUAAUAAAACAAAUCACUAAAAUAUUAGUGAAGUCUCUGUAUAAAUGUAAAUUAAUAUAAAGUUUGAGUCAGAAGUUUUGGUGGAGUCAAUAAAGUCCCAUCAGAACUGUUUCUAUAUUUUUAAUUUUGUGUUUGUUUUAUAGGCAUAAUAUGUAUUUGCUGGAUAAUGGGUCUGCUGAUAGGUUUCUUGCCACUUAUGGGCUGGAGAGCCGCCAAAGGUCCAACAUUGGAUGCAUGCGAGUUCAGUCGCGUGAUGGAUUAUAACUACUUGGUGUUUUUAUACUUAGCGACUAUUAUUUUACCUGCGUUGUUUAUGGCCACUUCCUAUGCUCAUAUUUAUACAGUCGUAAUAAAACAAGUAUACCUAUAAACAUUCGAAAAACAAUCAUAUAGCCGCAGUCGCAGUUUCAGUGCACAGUCACAGUUGACAAGUAUUAAAGGGUAAUUUAAAAAAAAAAUGUCUUCUAAUGUUUCAAGAAUAAAACAUAUCGGCAUUACAACAAGAUUUUUUCAAUUAGUAAAAUCUAUUCAGAAUCGAUGCUAGGUUAGGUAUUAUAAGACAGGAUUUCAUCAAUUCCGCCUUACAUUUUUAAUAAGGGAAAAUUUACAUCAUUUCUGCCACAAAUGGCAGCAGUAUUAACCCAUCGACUCUGCCAAUUUAAAGUUUUGAGUCUAAACAACUUGAGAUAUACUGUCUUUCAUACCAGUCAAACUAGUCACCAUCGAGGGAUAUGUUUGAAUAACAGAAAUAUAAUAUCUAAAAAAAUAACUUUUACACGGGGUAAGACGGAGUGUUUUUGUUGGGAUAUUAUUUAACAACCGAUAUUUAAAAUAUUAUAUACUUUGUCAACUCUAUAUAUAGGGUGCGUGAUUGUCUAAAGAGAACCCGAUGCCACACUUAUGCGACUUUAGGCCGUAAAAGUGCUAAAAGCAAUUUUUAACACGACUGCAGUGGCUAAUAUAAAAUACAAGGUAAAUAAAGAAUGUCCUGGUUUCUAAAGAUCAUAACUUCGAGGGUUUUGAUCGUUGCGUGAUCUGCAGUAAGUAGUUGUCGGAUGAACCUGCAAUAGUGAGUCUCUAGUUUUUCGACAUCUGCCAACAAGUAACAACGCUAUCAGACUCUUGAAUAACUGAUAAAAAUAAAAAUAAUAUUCUACAAACUAUAAAGGACCGUCGGUUAACUUACACCCGUUACGUGUUAGCCAGAGUUCAAGGCUGAGUUUGGUUUCAUUCUUGUGACUAAAGAUGUACUCUCCCCCUCCCUAGAGUAAUGAACUAAUUUGAAAAUGUUUGGAAAAAAAUGUAAAAAAUUGGAUAACCUAUGGUUUUUAUAGGUACCAUCUACCGACUGCUUCAAAUUUACAAUAAGUGUAUAAUACAAUUAGGGUUCUAAAAUUUCAUGAAAUUAAUUUUUUUGAAAUAUUAUAUUUUGAGGACAGAUGAGUAUAGGACUCAUUAGGUUUUCCCACAACUAUACAAUUGUCGAUAAAAAGGUUGAUUAUUAAGCGAUAAAGAGACUAUCGUAAACAGACGUACGUGUUAGAUACAUAGAUAUAUACAACAAACUAGAUAGCCGUCUCCUUCUUGUCAUGGAAGUCGG
Messenger RNA from Acyrthosiphon pisum (pea aphid), 1686 nucleotides. RefSeq names its product adenosine receptor A3-like. Lineage: Eukaryota; Metazoa; Arthropoda; Insecta; Hemiptera; Aphididae. The coding region runs from base 253 to 456 and encodes 67 amino acids. The record is from RefSeq and is a predicted model, not a curated record. The transcript has 2 exons.